UUGCAAGAAAUGUUGAAUCUCCAAGUCAAAAUAUGAUAGCAACUCCACAUAGUGAAGGUGAAAGUGGAAGAAGAGUUGCAUCAAUUCAUCGUAGAAUUAUAUCUGUACCGAGUUCUCGAGUUGGGCCAUCAAAAGCUGUCGAAUACAAUUCAGUGCCAACUAUUGAAAGAAAAAUAGAAACUCUUCGAAGAUUCCGAAGAGUUCGUAAAUCAGUGACAGCAUAUCCAAAACAUCAUCUUUUACAACCUAUUGAAGUGCCAUUAGACGAAGUCCAACCCAAAGAAGGUCUUAAUUCUACAACAGCUCCGUACACGGAUAAUCAUCAUUCUUGGAAAAAUCCACCAGCUAUUCUACAAUAUCUUUAAGUUGUAAAAAUGUUUUUGUAAUUUUGGUGAUGUGGUAAUUAAAAACUUUUGA
Episyrphus balteatus (marmalade hoverfly) is the source of this 417-nucleotide messenger RNA. RefSeq lists its product as uncharacterized. The record is from RefSeq and is a predicted model, not a curated record. The transcript is spliced from 2 exons. Bases 33 to 365 code for a protein of 110 amino acids. NCBI's taxonomy places the organism in Eukaryota, Metazoa, Arthropoda, Insecta, Diptera, Syrphidae.